Molecule: messenger RNA, 845 nt
Organism: Helianthus annuus (common sunflower)
Lineage: Eukaryota; Viridiplantae; Streptophyta; Magnoliopsida; Asterales; Asteraceae
Exons: 5
Coding region: 56-676 (206 amino acids)
Cellular component (GO): chloroplast inner membrane; chloroplast thylakoid membrane
Source: RefSeq, a predicted model, not a curated record
AAAAUAGUCAAAAAGUAAUUUCCGAUGAAACCGAAGUGAUUCUCAUCGGCAGCAGAUGGUGGCGGAAUCCCCUAUAUAUGUAAAUUACCAAUUUUACCCUUCAUCACCAACUCUUUUGUGUUAUAUCCUCCACUGCUUGGCUGUCUGCUUCUUAACCCAUUUCACUCUUGAUCUUUCUCUUCAAUCACUACUCAUGGCUACAACAACCAUCAUCUCACCUGCUUCAAUCUCUGUUCGAACUAGUCUCAAGGGACAUGACAGUUUGUCUGGUAAUUCCUCGUUCUAUGGUAAAACUGCUUUGACUCUUCAAAAGAAGUCAAACCAACAAAGAGCUCUGAAGAAGUUGGCAACAUGUGCACAGUACAAUGAUCGUAGCGGUGGAGGUGGCGGUGACUUUGUUGCUGGUUUUCUUUUGGGUGGUGCGUUAUGUGGGACCCUGGCAUACAUAUUCGCUCCACAGAUAAGAAGAUCUCUCUUGAAUGAAGAUGAAUAUGGAUUUAGGAGGGCAAAACGACCGAUAUACUAUGAUGAAGGUUUAGAGAAAACCAGGCAGACUUUGAAUGCUAAAAUAAGCCAGCUUAAUUCUGCGAUUGACAAUGUGUCCUCACGGUUGCGCGGUGGGAAUAACAUGCCACCUGUACCAGUUGAGACCGACCCUGAAGAAGCCACCAUGUGAAAAAAGUGAAUUGAAAUUUCAAUCUGGUGGGGGAAAAACAAAUGUGAUAAGGAUGAUAUUUUGAAAACUUUGGUUCACUUUUAUCCAUUACUUACAUACAUACAUGAGUUGUGUACACUUUUAUUUGAUUUCCCAUGACUCAUCUAUGCUUAUAAUUCCUUGAGUGCAA